Molecule: messenger RNA, 1771 nt
Organism: Cuscuta campestris
Lineage: Eukaryota; Viridiplantae; Streptophyta; Magnoliopsida; Solanales; Convolvulaceae
Source: the annotation of a GenBank genome assembly
UUCACCCAUUUCAACUCCCUCAUCUCUCUUGCUUUUCCUUCGUUCCUUGCUUUCUAAUGCUAUGAACAUUUUCAUCAAUUUCUCUCUCUCUCUCUCUCUCUCUUACCAUCUUUCCAAUUUCAUUGCGUUUACCAUUGGCGGUUCCUGCACCAUAUAUAGCAGCCCUUUCGAUCCACACUUACACCGACUCUCUCUGCAUUCUAUUUCCACAUGAUUUUAUUUCGAGGUAUCUCCAAUCAUUUUAUUUUUCUGCAUUUUACACCGAUCAAAUUUCUGCAAUGCCUUUUGGGUGCUAUCCCAAUCUAUACGGUCUUCUGGAUGAAAUUAACUGCACAAAGACGGAUUGCGCAUUAACAUUGCAUGUUGUGAAAAAAAAUUCUUUAAGCAUAGAAUGGUUCAAACAAAGAUGGCCUGCUGGGGAGGAUAUGAAAGAACAAAGAGUAUUUCUGAGGACAAUGACAAUAUAAGGCAAUCAUUGUUGGACGAGUUUGAUUCACCACUUCUUCUAAGAAGUGGCGUUAUAUGAAUGUUGAAAAAGAGAUGCUGCACAUACAUAAUUAACUGGGGAUGGGGAUUGAGCAUUAAAAGAAUUUUUUUCUUUUCCGAUCCUUUUUCGCGUUAUUCCCUGCGCAACUCCUCGGCGACACCAUGGCUCCCACGCCUGCCUAUUCGCCCGUUAUCACCAAAGACACUUCGGUGAUCCAACUCCAUGCCAAGACUCAUUUUCCAAUCAAGUUGGUAUCCACCAACUUCGCCAUCUGGCAACGCCAGGUCCGAUCUACUCUCAUCGGUUUACAUCUCCUUGGCUAUAUUGAUGGUACCAUGGCUGCUCCGCCCAUGAUUCUGGCUGAAUCCGCCAAUCCUUGCUACUCUAUUUGGUUUUGUCAAGAUCAAUCUAUCGUCGGUGCUCUGUUUGGCAGCUGUUCUGAUCAGGUUCAGCCUCUUAUCUCUAAUGCCGAUACCUCUCAUGCUGCUUGGACAAGCCUUCACUCUGUGUUCGCAAGCGCCAGCCGCGGGAGGGUUGUAUCUCUCAAAACCAAACUCGGAAAGAAUCCUCGUGGGGAUCGUUCUAUGGAUGUGUUAAAGGAGCAUGAGCGGAAGCUCAAGGCUGCGGAAGAUACCAAGGCUGUGGUUGUCGCUACUACCAAUGUCACGCAGCAUCAACGCCACUCCGGGGGUAGGUCCGCCGUGCGUGACUCUUAUUCCCACGACUCCUCGAGCAGCAGUGGUGUUAAGAGGGGCAGUAGUGGCAGUCGUGGUUCUCGGUUCUCCAAGCCGUCCCACUCGUGUCAAUUCUGUGACAUCCCGGGUCAUGACGUGAAGGAGUGCCGCAAAUUAUCUCGCUUCCUUCGCACUCAUGGUGUUAAUUCUCUUCCCACAGCAAAUGCUACAACUAUGGCUGGUGUCAUCACACCGCCCUGACUACUCAGUCUCUUCAUUCUUUCUCUGAUUACAGGGGUCCAGAUGAGAUCCGCUUGGGCAAUGUAUCAAUAAAAUCAAAUUUAGAGGAAACUCUAAUUUACACCAGAAGGGCAGAGGAAAAAACAAAAAUGACUGUUGAAAAUACAAAAAUAUAUUUAAUGAUUUGACAAUAUGGAGUUUUUUUUACUGAUACACUAUGUUAGCAGCUUUCCACCAGAUCCAACUGGUAUCAAACAUCCCAUAUUCACAAGGCCCAGUCCUGCAGGCACAAUAGUUUUGCAGCUUUAUCUAUAAGAGUUCUUUUGUUUCUUUGGGUGCUGGUCAACGUCCAUAAAUUCACCUGUAAGCC